GGUCACCCUAUGGUAGGUCAGCGGUUUGCCGAUUUCCAAAAUGGCGGACGGCGAGGAGGAAAAAAUGGCGGCAGAUUUGAGUGAUAGUGUCGAAGCUAAUUGUCGAGUGGUGUACAACACAUCACGGAUUAUUGGUGUAGAGUUCCCUGGAGUUGUACGGAACACCGAUAAAAUGCUACAAGCACUAGGAGGAGAGGCGGAGGUUGCAAGGGCUGUCUUGGAUCCCCAUCAAAGAAUAAAAGUGAAUUUCCGUCCUGCCGAUAUAAAUUCCAAGUGUCUCUAUGGCGACCGGCAUGCGACCCCUAAUCUUCUUUUAAGUGUUAAACGGCGACAGAGUAAGGACAACAAAGGUUAUGAGUAUAAACAAGAGGUCCUUGGUGUAGUAGAUACAACAUUUAAGUUUGAUAAUUUGGUAGAUUUCCAGUAUGUGUCACAUGAAAUGAAAGAUCCUUUGGACCAAGUGCGAGGGAUAGAAAUACUCAAUGAAGAGCAACCACUCCUUGUACUUCCACCAGUAUUCUCACGCAUAGAAAAACCAGUACCUUACAAUUUCAAGCCUAACAUCUUGGCGGGCUGGCAGCCGGCAUCGAGCCAAGCUACCACAGAUGAGCAGGAGGGCUCGAAGAUGGCACAGGGUAGGAACAGAAAUACAUAUGCCAUGGCAGUUACUUUUGAGCACCCCAGUGUACCAGUAUCCCCUCACCCAAAGGCUUUGGAAUCACUCUCUGCAAUUCCUGACAACAAGCUAGAGGAGAUCAAGCGCUUGUUUAAUAAUCGGCCCAUCUGGUCCCGUACUGCCCUUGCCCAUCACUUGUCGAGCUUCAAGGUGACCCAGCAUUGGACAAAGCAGCUUCUGGCUUGUGUCGCAUACUACUACAUUAAUGGACCUUGGAGGACCUUGUGGGUCAAGUUCGGCUACAACCCGGCCAAAGACCCAAGCGCAAAGAUAUAUCAAGUUCUUGAUUAUCGCAUUGGUGCCCGAAAAGAGGGUCGGGAUCUACCCAUUCCAUGGAAAAGAAACCCAUUUCUUAAACUGCAAAGCAAGAGGAAGCCGCUACGACAACCUCAACACAAGAGUGAGAUAGGCCCAGCGUCGUCUGCUUCCCAGGACCUUCCUUCAGAUGUCCCAUACGUCUUCUCUGCCAACAAGCUGCCGACACAGAAACAGAUGUUCUACCAGCUUUGCGACCUUCACGUGUCUGAGAUACAAGCUCUAGUCUCCGCCAAUGAUGGACAGGAGACCGAGUGUUUAGAGCGUGAGGGCUGGUGUCUUCCGGGCACGCUAGAUAAAAUCCGAGACAUACUCGUCGAGAAGACAGUCCAGAUUGCCGCACAAUCCACCGACGACGAUUCGAGUUCAAUGGCCGAGGACCAGGCCAGCCCGUGGGGGAAGGACACGGGCCAGGCUAGCCCCUGGGAGGGAACAGAGAGUAAUCCGUGGGGGGAAGGGCAGGGAGAAUUGUGGGGAGGUAACACCGAGGUGAAAAGCUUCUUCGAGAUGCUGGAGGGUGAUGACGAUGUUGACGCGUACGAGAUAUUCGGUGACGAGGACGGGGAUAAUGGAGAUGAAAAUGAUGACGAUAAUGGCAAUAUUUGAUGAUUAUGAUGUUGGAGGUGAUGAUGAUGAUAAUAAUGGUGGAAGUGAUGAUGAUGAUGAUGAUGAUGAUGAUGAUGAUGAUGAUGAUG
Molecule: messenger RNA, 1686 nt
Organism: Nematostella vectensis (starlet sea anemone)
Lineage: Eukaryota; Metazoa; Cnidaria; Anthozoa; Actiniaria; Edwardsiidae
Product: general transcription factor 3C polypeptide 5
Exons: 8
Coding region: 41-1597 (518 amino acids)
Biological process (GO): transcription initiation at RNA polymerase III promoter
Cellular component (GO): transcription factor TFIIIC complex
Source: RefSeq, a predicted model, not a curated record